AUGACUGGUCAUGUUUCUAUUAAAUUGGCAUCGGAACGAGUAAAUCAUUGUGUUGCUGCUAAUAAUGAAUUACCUCGCUUCUAUACGCCUGGAGAGGUUAUAUCUGGUAUGCAGGAUUUCAUGCGCGGUCACGGAACAUAUACAGAAGAUGAUUGCCUUAAGUCGUCAGUCGCGGGUGUUAUGCAAAAAGUUAACAAGUUGAUAUGUAUUCGGCCACUGAAGAGCCGGUACGUGGGUGAAAUUGGUGAUGUUGUAGUUGGGCGCGUGCUUGAAGUACAGCAGCGACGUUGGAAAAUAGAGACUAACUCACGUCUAGACUCUGUUCUUCAAUUAUCAUCUGUUAAUCUUCCUGGAGGUGAAUUGCGUCGGAGAUCGGCUGAAGACGAGCAGAUGAUGAGAAAGCAUUUGCAAGAAGGUGACCUAAUUAGUGCUGAAGUACAAAGUGUGUUUUCGGAUGGCUCACUCUCUUUGCACACUAGAAGUUUAAAGUAUGGAAAGUUGGUGCAAGGAACACUUGUGAAAGUGUUUCCAUCACUAAUUAAACGUAGAAAAAACCAUUUUCACAAUUUGCCUUGUGGCAUAUCUGUUAUCAUAGGUAACAAUGGCUAUAUUUGGAUAAGUCCACAGCAGCAAGAUAUACUGUUAGAAGAUAAUAAGGAUGAGAUUCAAAAUUAUGAAUUGCAGCCCGUAAGCCGAACAGACAGAGAAACGAUGGCAAGAGUAAAGAAUUGUAUUGCGGCAUUAGUAGCAUCUAAAAUGAUGUUAGAUGACACAAGCAUUAUGUUUGCUUUCGAGGAGAGUUUGAAAUACGACAAUGUGAAAGACCUACUGGAUCCGGAGGCGAUGCUCGAUAUUGCGUUCUUAGCACAACAUCGAAUAAACACUGUUAUGGAGGAUUAG
Molecule: messenger RNA, 900 nt
Organism: Parnassius mnemosyne (clouded apollo)
Lineage: Eukaryota; Metazoa; Arthropoda; Insecta; Lepidoptera; Papilionidae
Source: the annotation of a GenBank genome assembly